Messenger RNA from Caenorhabditis briggsae, 627 nucleotides. The transcript has 5 exons. Lineage: Eukaryota; Metazoa; Nematoda; Chromadorea; Rhabditida; Rhabditidae. Bases 1 to 627 code for a protein of 208 amino acids. The record is from RefSeq and is a predicted model, not a curated record.
AUGAUCUACUUCUUUGGCAUUGAUGAUUGGCUAACAUCGUCUGGAAGAACCUGCAACACCAGCAUGAAGAAGUCAAUACUGUGUUCUGUGAUUUUCAUAAUGAUUUUUGCUGCUGGAAUCGCCCAAUUCUUCUUCAUUGACCAUUUCAAACUGGUAGUUCCAUCAAUUGGUCAUGCGGUUCUCUUUCUAUUCGAGAUGAUUUGUUUCCUUGUGCUCAUCAAUGCUCUUUUCAACGAACGACCACUUCUUUUCCUCCCAUUCGUUAUCACAGAACUUGUCCGAUGCGUUUGCCUUCUCAUAGUUAUUGGUCUGUACAUUGUGAAAAUGUUUCAAGUGCAAGGACGCGAAGACGUUCGCCCAAACAUUGUCCUCCCAGCUCUUCAUUACGACAAUGAACACAAAACAGUGAAGAUGAUGGUCAAAUUGGUCUUCCAUUUAAUUUUUGUUUUCUUCGUUCAUCUCAUCCUUGCAGGAAUCGGAUACCGAUGCUAUCAGAUUUACUCCUAUGGCACCGGUAGAAAUCGGAUGAAUCACGCCGACUAUCGUCCAACUCAACCAUUACACACAGUAAUUGUGCUCGAGCAACCGAUUGAACAAGCAAUGUAUGGAAAAAAGCCAGUCAACUAA